CGUUGGACCAAGUACGAUGAAGUAUUCUUGCGGGGCUCUGCUGCUGACGCUGCUGGGCGCAGAGCUGCUGGGGAGCGUGUGUUCCACUGUGCGGUCGCAGAGGUUCAGAGGAAGGGUCCAACAGGAGCGGAAGAACAUCCGGCCCAACAUUAUCCUCGUGCUCACCGAUGACCAGGACGUGGAGCUGGGCUCGCUGCAAGUCAUGAACAAAACGAGAAAGAUCAUGGAGCAUGGUGGGGCCACCUUCACCAAUGCCUUUGUGACCACGCCCAUGUGCUGCCCAUCACGGUCGUCCAUGCUCACUGGGAAAUACGUGCACAACCACAACGUGUACACCAACAAUGAGAACUGCUCUUCUCCAUCGUGGCAGGCAAUGCAUGAGCCUCGGACCUUUGCUGUGUAUCUCAACAACACAGGCUACCGAACAGCCUUUUUUGGAAAAUACCUCAAUGAAUACAACGGCAGCUACAUCCCUCCUGGGUGGCGAGAAUGGCUCGGAUUAAUCAAGAAUUCUCGUUUCUAUAAUUACACUGUUUGUCGCAACGGCAUCAAAGAAAAGCAUGGAUUUGAUUAUGCAAAGGAUUACUUCACAGACUUAAUCACUAACGAGAGCAUUAAUUACUUCAAAAUGUCUAAGAGAAUGUAUCCCCAUAGGCCCGUUAUGAUGGUGAUCAGCCACGCAGCGCCCCACGGCCCUGAAGACUCCGCCCCACAGUUUUCAAAACUGUACCCCAAUGCCUCCCAACACAUAACUCCGAGCUAUAAUUAUGCGCCGAACAUGGACAAACACUGGAUCAUGCAGUACACAGGCCCCAUGCUGCCCAUCCACAUGGAGUUCACCAAUGUCCUGCAGCGCAAGCGCCUCCAGACUCUGAUGUCGGUCGAUGACUCUGUGGAGAGGCUGUACAACAUGCUUGUGGAGACGGGAGAGCUGGACAACACGUACAUCAUCUACACUGCCGACCAUGGGUACCACAUUGGACAGUUUGGACUGGUCAAGGGCAAAUCCAUGCCAUAUGACUUUGACAUCCGAGUGCCUUUCUUUAUCCGUGGUCCAAGCAUAGAACCGGGGUCGAUAGUUCCACAGAUUGUUCUGAACAUCGAUCUAGCCCCUACCAUCCUGGAUAUUGCCGGGCUUGAUUCUCCUCCUGAUGUGGACGGCAAGUCUGUCCUCAAACUUCUAGACCCAGAAAAGCCAGGAAACAGGUUUCGAACAAACAAGAAGGCCAAAAUUUGGCGUGAUACAUUCCUAGUGGAAAGAGGGAAAUUUUUACGAAAGAAGGAGGAAUCCAGCAAGAAUAUCCAACAGUCAAACCACUUGCCCAAGUAUGAGAGGGUCAAGGAACUGUGCCAGCAGGCCAGAUACCAGACAGCCUGUGAGCAGCCCGGGCAGAACUGGCAGUGUAUCGAGGACACAUCUGGCAAGCUUCGAAUCCACAAGUGCAAGGGACCCAGCGACCUGCUCACCGUCCGUCAGAACACACGCAACCUCUACUCUCGAGGCUUACAUGACAAAGACAAAGAGUGCCAUUGUAGGGAGCCUGGUUAUCAUCGCCCCGGCAGAAGCCAGAGGAAGAAUCAAAGGCAGCUCUUGAGGAACCAGGGAACACCAAAGUACAAGCCCAGAUUUGUGCACACCCGGCAGACUCGGUCCCUGUCUGUUGAAUUCGAAGGUGAAAUAUACGACAUCAAUCUGGAAGAAGAGGAAUUGCAAGUGUUACCACCGAGGAGCCUUGCUAAGCGCCAUAAUGAGGGCCACCAGGGACCAGGAGGCCACCAGGCUGCUGAUGGUGACGUCAGGCAUGAGAUGCUGGCAGACAGCAACAAUGCUGUGGGGCUCCCUGCCACUCUCCGUGUGACACACAAAUGCUUCAUUCUCCCGAAUGAUACAAUCCACUGCGAGAGAGAGCUGUACCAAUCAGCCAGAGCGUGGAAGGACCACAAAGCCUACAUCGAUAAAGAGAUUGAAGUUCUGCAAGAUAAAAUUAAGAAUUUAAGAGAAGUGAGGGGACACCUAAAGAAAAGGAAGCCUGAGGAGUGUAGCUGUGGUAAGCAGAGCUAUUACAAUAAAGAGAAAGGUGUAAAAAGGCAGGAGAAGUUAAAGAGCCAUCUUCACCCCUUCAAGGAGGCUGCUGCUCAGGAGGUGGACAGCAAACUGCAGCUCUUCAAGGAGAACCGCAGGAGGAGGAAGGAGAGGAAGGAGAAGAAACGCCAGAGGAAAGGGGAAGAGUGCAGCCUGCCUGGCCUCACCUGCUUCACACAUGACAACAACCACUGGCAGACGGCCCCGUUCUGGAACCUGGGGUCUUUCUGUGCGUGCACAAGCUCCAACAAUAACACCUACUGGUGUUUGCGUACAGUCAACGAGACACACAAUUUUCUUUUCUGCGAGUUUGCCACUGGCUUUCUGGAAUACUUUGACAUGAAUACCGAUCCUUAUCAGCUCACAAACACCGUGCACACAGUAGAACGGGGCAUCUUAAAUCAGCUACACAUACAGCUGAUGGAGCUCCGAAGCUGCCAAGGGUAUAAGCAGUGCAACCCAAGACCCAAGAGCCUUGACACUGAGGACAAUUAUGGGAUGGAUGGGAAGGUUAGUCGGUCCAGUGUUGCUUCAGACACCAACUGGCAAGGCCUGGAGGAGUUGUCCGGUGUGGACGAUGAUAAUGAUGAGCACAGACAUCACCCUAGACCGAGUCUGGAGACCUGGACUAACCCCCUGAGGGCUGUACAUAGAGCAUUGGCACUGCAGAGCAGCCACUCCAAGCAAAGCAGAGCAAAUGGGACUCCAGCUGCUCAAAGCGGUGGCUUCACAGUCACCUCUGCUGAGCUCUUGGUGCUGGCAGAGAUGGCCUCUACAGAGUCAGGUGAAGACCCAAGUCACGUGACUGGGGAAACAGCUCCCUUGACCUUGCCAGCCAAUGUCCAAACUUUGCAUUUGAAGCGACCAACAAUAAGUCCGGACGGAAAACUUGAACGGAGUAACGACAUUCCUGAAGUGAAUCAUUUGAAUUCUGAACACUGGAGAAAGAGUAAAAACGAAAGGCAGACAGGACGGGAGGAGAUCCACCAUCAUCUUGAAGGUGACAUCAGUGGCAAUGGCAUGACAGAGCUGGUGCUCCUGUCUCGUCACAGGCUGCAACCUACCAGCCAGCAUCAACGAAAAUAUCCCCAGGAUGUGGAGCCAGAAGAGGAUGCUUUUGAAGACCAGCGGCAUCCUCGUGCUCGUCCUGACAGAACUUCCAUUCAUCGGGUGUUCGGCGUGUCCAGAGUGGAGCAGCCUGUUCAUUCCAGCCACACAGAGAGAAUGCCGACCAAGACAGAGAAGAAUGACACGAAGGAGUGGGUACCGAAUCUAGAGGGCAGUGCCUCCCCUCCACUCAUCUCUGGUUAGAUCAAAGCUUGCCUAAACAUA
This is a messenger RNA of Acomys russatus (golden spiny mouse), 3415 nucleotides long. RefSeq names its product sulfatase 1 (gene Sulf1). Gene Ontology annotation, cellular component: plasma membrane; endoplasmic reticulum; cell surface. Lineage: Eukaryota; Metazoa; Chordata; Mammalia; Rodentia; Muridae. The record is from RefSeq and is a predicted model, not a curated record. The transcript has 18 exons. Bases 17 to 3394 code for a protein of 1125 amino acids. Gene Ontology annotation, molecular function: N-acetylglucosamine-6-sulfatase activity; calcium ion binding; glycosaminoglycan binding.